AUGUCCAAUGUUCCAAAAAUGAAAAAAGGUACAGUAACCGGGAAGCAAAAAAAAAGAAAAAAAAUGAUAAUAAAAUUUGGUUCGAUGUAAAAACACAGGGUGUGAUUUUUUACCCGAAAAAUUUCGCGCAUUUUUUGAGACCUGACACAAUCUAAAGCGACGAAAUUCAACGCAAACUUGAGAGAUUUAGAGAAAAAUAUUUUUGAUCUACCAGAAAAUUUCCUGAAAAUUUUGAAGCCUAGAGAUUUUGGGUAGUUAAUUACACUCUGUGAAAAACGGGAUUUUGAGAAGGAGAAUGGAAGUUGGGAUGUAUUUUUGAUAACCUAUAAUUUAUAUGGGUGAUUUUUAAGAUCUGCAGGCCCUGGAGAUUAUGAGCUCUGGGGUAUCUCUUCUGACUUUUCUCCCUAAUCUCAUGAACACUUUUUUGAUGGCCAUCCUUGUUGAAUAGAAAUAUAAAAUGUUCCCCUGAUAAGCAACGCAGGGCCUGCUUGCUCGAUUUUUUUCAGUCUCAUACAUAUUUUCAGCAAAGCAAACAAUUAGAAGCAAAUCAUCAACAUCUGCAAGUGUUGCUGGAAAAUCAAAUAAUAAUUUACGUGGGUCAGAAACUGGUGGAAAACAUAAAUUAUCAUCACCAAAUGUGUCACAAGAAAGAGAAACUCGAAAAAAUACAAUAUCAAAAGGACGAACUCCGCGAAGAGAAUUAGAAGAAUCAAGUUCGGCAAUAGCAAUCAAUGCAAAAUCAACAAUGUUAACAUCUUGUAAAGUUUUGAAUUCUCAAGAUAAUUCAGAUCGAAGACUUGUUGCUUUAACAAAAAAUAAAUCACAAGAUAAAGUUGCAAAAGGAAAUAAAAAGAAAUUGAAAGAAAAUGAAGAAAGAAAUUCCGGUGAAAACUCUGAUGUAAAUUUUGUAUUUAUUUCUAGAAUAUUGAAAUUUCCCGAUAAAACUUUAAUUUUUCAGACAAAAGGAAAACAAAAUGAAAUUGCUCAAAAAUGGGUUGAUUCAACAAUUUUGGCUGGUUUAUCUGCGAUGAGAAUGGAUUUUAAAAGUUGUAAAAAUACAGUAACAAAUGAAGAAUGCACGGCAUUUCAUAAAAAUAUGACAAAAAAUCGAUAUCCAAAUGUUCCAUGUCUUGAUAAAACUCGAUUUAUUUUGACAGAUGAUCCGAAUUUUUAUAUUCAUGCAAAUCGUGUCAGGUUAGUUUUAAUUCAAAUGUGGGAUACUGUAUAUAUUAAUUGGGUUACUGUAAUCAAAAAGAUUGAGAUACUCUAGAAAAAUAUCCUGAACUCUAGGAGAUCAGCGAAAAAUUGAAGUGGUCAAAAAUAUAGGUACUGUAGUACUGUAGUCAAAAGGUUGGACUACCGCAAUUAAUUGUUUUAUCGAUUACUGUAUUAAUCUUCAUAGGGUUACUGUAGUUAGAAAAUAUUGUAACUCUAUAUUUUUAAAAAUACAUAUUUUCCUAAAUUCUAAUUUUUUUUAUUUCCUGAAUAUUUUCAUUUUGUUUAAAAAAUUGCAGAGUUUGUCCGAGUCAAGAUCGAUAUAUUUGUACACAAGCACCAUUAGCAUCCACAAUUGAAGAUUUUUGGAAAAUGGUUUUGUCAAGUGUAAGUUCUUUUCUUUUGUUGAAAUAUUCUGAAUCAAACCCCAGUUUUUUCAGGACACCGGUUCAAUAAUUAUGCUUUGCGCUUUGAUUGAAGAAGGUGCUUCAAAGUGUGCAAAAUAUUUUCCGUAUGUUUUUGAAUUUGAAUUUCUCAUGUUUCUUUUUUUUAGAGAUUCCGGUCAAACCAUGGAUUUGUCGCAAUUCAAAAUUAUAAAUGAGUCAACAAAUGUUUUCAAUCAACCUGAUUCAAAAGAUAAAGUUCAACAAAGUCAAUUGAAAAUCAUUUGGAAGUCUCAAAAUAAUAAAGAAUAUAAACUAUCCCAUUAUUUAUGGACAAAUUGGCCGGAUCACGGAAUGCCAGAAAAAACUGAAACAUUGUUGGCAGUUUUGGAUGUUAUACGAAAAGAUGUGUAAGUUCGAUUUAUAUUCCAUUUUUUUUUUCAAUUAUUUUGGCCAAUUUUAGGAAAGCUGUAGUAGUUCAUUGUUCUGCGGGAGUUGGUCGAACUGGAACAUUUGUAUUAGUUGAAUCGAUUAUAAUGUCAUUAACUUAUCCAUCAAAACUUGUAGUUCGUGAAUUAUUUGCUAGAUUACGAGCUGAUAGGGCAAAAAUGGUUCAAACUCUUCCACAAUUCAUAUUUGCAAUUCGAUGUGCUUUGGAAUAUGCCUAUUCAAAUUUUUCAGUGAAAAAGAAUACGGUAGAAUGGGAUAAGUUUAAUGAUGUAAGGUUUUACAUCUUAAUUCAAUUAGAUUCAAUUUUUGUUUCAGGAAUACACCAAGUUUAUGGCGAAAAAACGAAAGAAACCUGAAAUUGGAAAACUUCGGAAAAAAGCAUCAUCGGUUUCAUGUGAAAAUGAUGAUGAUGAAAAAGAAGCAGUACCUCCACAUAAAGAUGAACCAUUACAGCAAAAAUCCAAUCAACCUCCACAAGAAGGUAGUUCGGCUGCUGAAGUAUCUGCUGCAAAUCCCGAAUCAACAGUUCAAUAA
This is a messenger RNA of Caenorhabditis angaria, 2582 nucleotides long. The record is from the annotation of a GenBank genome assembly. Lineage: Eukaryota; Metazoa; Nematoda; Chromadorea; Rhabditida; Rhabditidae.